UUCGGACCCGCUCUUACCUCGUCCCCUUUCAGCAGCAGGUCGCAGUGCUAGCCGGACAGCAAGAAUGUCUGAUAGAGGAGCUUUCGAUACCAAUGUGGUGACCCUCACCAGGUUUGUUCUGGAGGAAGGCAGGAAGGCCCAAGGGACAGGAGAACUGACAACCCUGCUGAACUCCAUCUGUACUGCUGUCAAAGCUAUUUCUUCUGCAGUCAGGAAGGCUGGGCUUGCUAACCUAUAUGGGAUCGCUGGAAGCACCAAUGUGACGGGCGACCAGGUGAAGAAGCUGGACGUUCUGUCCAAUGACCUGGUGAUCAACAUGAUCAAGUCAUCCUUCACCUCCUGCGUCCUGGUCUCAGAGGAAGAUGAGAAAGCCAUCAUUGUGGAGCCAGAUAAAAGAGGAAAAUACAUCGUCUGCUUUGAUCCACUGGAUGGUUCUUCCAACAUCGACUGUCUUGUCUCCAUUGGGACAAUCUUUGCCAUCUACAGAAAGACCACAGAUGGGGAGCCUUGUGAGCAGGAUGCUCUACAGCCCGGCAGAAAAAUCGUAGCCGCUGGUUACGCCCUGUACGGCAGCGCCACCAUGAUGGUCAUCUCCACUGGUCAGGGUGUGAACGGCUUCAUGCUGGACCCGGCAAUUGGUGAGUUCAUUUUGGUGGAUAGAGACGUGAAGAUCAAGAAAAAGGGUAAAAUCUACAGCUUGAACGAAGGAUACGCGCAGCAUUUCUACCCAGAUGUGACGGAGUACCUUCAUAAGAAGAAACACCCAGAGGAUGGUUCUGCACCAUAUGGGAGCAGAUAUAUUGGUUCAAUGGUGGCAGAUGUUCAUCGGACACUGGUGUAUGGUGGGAUCUUCUUAUAUCCUGCUAAUGUCAAGAGUCCAAAGGGCAAGCUGAGGCUGCUGUACGAAUGCAACCCCAUGGCCUUCAUCAUGGAGCAGGCGGGAGGCAAGGCCACUACUGGGUCACAGAACAUUUUGGACAUCCAGCCCACCAACAUCCACCAGAGAGUCCCUGUGGUCUUGGGAUCCCCCGAUGAUGUGCAAGAGUACAUUUCCAUCUACAAGAAGCAUAACAAAUGAGGUUGAAUCUGAUGGUCAGGACUGACGAAACAGCCAAGAUCCAUAACUCCUUCAUCAGGACAGCCGUUUUGUUUUUGCCCAGUCCCAAUGCUGCACUGAUAAAGGGACCAAAACCUUCACUGUAUUUACACACACUCUGCUUCAAAUUGUGCUGUUCUCAAAGAGAUACCCUGUAUUUUUUAAAUAAAAUGCUGAUUAAAUGAUGGUCAUGAAUCA
Fundulus heteroclitus (mummichog) is the source of this 1294-nucleotide messenger RNA. It is a transcript of the gene fbp1b, whose product is annotated as fructose-1,6-bisphosphatase 1b. Gene Ontology annotation, biological process: fructose 1,6-bisphosphate metabolic process; fructose 6-phosphate metabolic process; gluconeogenesis. Gene Ontology annotation, molecular function: fructose 1,6-bisphosphate 1-phosphatase activity. Bases 65 to 1078 code for a protein of 337 amino acids. Gene Ontology annotation, cellular component: cytoplasm; cytosol. The record is from RefSeq and is a predicted model, not a curated record. The transcript is spliced from 8 exons. Lineage: Eukaryota; Metazoa; Chordata; Actinopteri; Cyprinodontiformes; Fundulidae.